This is a messenger RNA of Fraxinus pennsylvanica, 1191 nucleotides long. The record is from the annotation of a GenBank genome assembly. NCBI's taxonomy places the organism in Eukaryota, Viridiplantae, Streptophyta, Magnoliopsida, Lamiales, Oleaceae.
AUGGGGAAAGUUACAAGGUGGUUAAGGGGCCUGUUGGGGAUGAAGAAAGAGAAGGAAAAUGUGGAGAAUAAUUCGAAUUAUGCUGAAAAAAGGGAUAAGAAAAGAUGGAAUUCUGAAAAAUCAGGGAAGGAAUCAGGGGGGUUGAGUCAAAUUCCGGCUAACAUUCCGGUGACUAACUCUGGCUGGACGAGAUCUUACAUUGCUGAGAAUGAGAAAGAGCAGAACGAGCAUGCGAUUGCGGUGGCUGCUGCCGCAGCAGCAGAGGCUGCUGUUGCUGCCGCACAGGUGGCUGUUGCUGUUGUGAGACUCACAAGCCAAGGCAGAGGAGGUUUGUUCAAUGGUGGCAGGGAGAGGUGGGCAACCAUCAAGAUUCAGUCAGUUUUUAGAGGUUAUUUGUCCCGGAAAGCUCUUAAGGCGCUAAAAGGACUGGUGAAAUUACAGGCUCUUGUUCGAGGCUACUUUGUACGAAAGCGUGCUGCUGCAACUUUACACAGUAUGCAAGCUCUCGUCAGAGUUCAGGCUACUGUCCGGUCCCAAAGGGCUCGUCAUUCGACCAAUACCACCUACAGAUUUCAUCCAGAGAAUCGAGCUAGAAACUCGACUGAAAGAUUUGAUGAAACUCGAAGCGAAUUUCAUAGCAAGAGACUUUCAGCUUCAUAUGAUCCUUCACUUAAUGCAUAUGACGACAGCCCGAAGAUAGUAGAGAUAGACUCGUACAAGUCGAAGUCGAGGUCUCGAAGGAUCUACACUUGCACAUCAGAAUAUGGCGACUAUCAUUAUUACAAAGAAAAUUUGCCUCCUCUUCCAUGUCCAAUACCGGCUCGUCUAUCCAUCCCCAAUUGUCGCCACCUCCAAGAUUUCGACUAUUUCUUUGUCAGAGAGGACUCUAAGUUGGCUACUGCACAGAGCACUCCUCGGUUCGGAAGUUCUCGACCACACACCCCCGUUACACCGGCUAAGAGUUUAUGUGGGGAUAGCUUCUUUAGGCCAUACUCAAACUGUGCCAGUUAUAUGGCAAAUACUCAAUCCUUUAAGGCAAAGCUGAGGUCUCACAGUGCUCCAAAACAAAGGCCAGAAUCAGGGCUGAAAAGGAGGCUUUCAUUGAAUGAAAUAAUGGCAUCAAGAACUAGUUUCAGUGGUGUUAGAAUGCAGCAGCCAUAUACUCAAGUUCAAGAAGAUUUUGGCUUCUAA